Lactuca saligna is the source of this 492-nucleotide messenger RNA. The record is from the annotation of a GenBank genome assembly. NCBI's taxonomy places the organism in Eukaryota, Viridiplantae, Streptophyta, Magnoliopsida, Asterales, Asteraceae.
AUGAUUAAGUAUAGGAAGUUAGAUAUGCUGACUGAAGAUGGAAUAAAUAAAUUCCCAGAAAAUAUAACCUUGAAUCAUUUGAAAAUUAGCUUUGAUGCAAAUUUUAAAGAUAAGAAUAAAGAUAAUCAAGAAAAAAAUGGGAGUGAUGAUGUUCAAGAUGACAAAAGUGACGAUGUUCAAGAUGACAAAAGUGAUGAUGAUGAAGAUGACAAUAAUGAAUCAAAUAAAAAGAAUGUAGGAGGUAUCGGAGAAGAAAAUGAGAAUGUUAAAGGAGGAAAGGAACAACAAGGAAAAAAUAAAGAUGAAGGAGGUGAAUAUAUUGAAAUAGCAGAUGAUGAAGGUGUUGAAAAUGAAAAAGGUGGUGAUAAUGAAGAAGAACAAAAUGCUGGAGGGGGAGGUACAGAUGGGAAGAAUCUAGAACAUAUGAAUGCUGAGAAAGGAAAAGGAAUUACUAGUGAAGAACAAAACAAUGUUAGAGAAGAUACGUUAUAA